AGGACUGCCUGGUGCAUAAACAUGCAGAACUACACUUCCGUGUCAGAGUUCAUAUUGCUGGGAAUUCCUAACACUGGAGGGCUGGAGAACUUGCUAUUCAUCCUGUUUUUGAUGUUCUAUCUUUUCACUUUACUGGGAAACCUGCUCAUCUUCCUCACCAUUCUGGUUUCUUCCAACCUCCACACCCCCAUGUAUUUCUUCCUGGGCAACCUGUCAGUGUUUGACAUAUUUUUCCCUUCAGUGAGUUCCCCCAAAAUGAUGCUCUACCUAAUGGGCCAAAGCCAGACCAUCUCUUACCAGGGCUGUGCCUCCCAGCUCUUCUUUUACCACUUCCUGGGUGGUACCGAGUGUUUCCUAUACACUGUGAUGGCCUAUGACCGCUUUGUGGCUAUUUGUCAUCCUUUGCGAUACAUGGUUAUCAUGAACCCUAGAGUGUGUACCACCUUGACAGUGGGCUCUUGGCUGGGUGGCUGCCUACAUGGAAGUAUCCUCACAUUUCUUGUCUUUAAGUUACCCUACUGUGGCCCCAAUGAGGUGGGCAAUUUCUUCUGUGACAUCCCAGAGGUGCUACCCCUGGCCUGUGCAGACACCUCUCUAGCUCAGAUGGUAAGCUUCACUAACGUGGAUUUUGUGACUCUUACAUGUCUUAUCCUUAUUUUUACUUCCUAUGGUUGCAUCAUCCUUUCCAUUUUCAAAAUCAGAUCCUCCGAAGGCAGGCGCCGAGCUUUUUCAACCUGCAGUGCCCACCUGAUUUCAAUCAUCUUGUUCUAUGGGCCUGUGAUGCUCAUCUAUCUUUGGCCUGACUCCAGCCACUGGUCAGACUCUGUUAUCCAAGUGUUAAAUAAUAUUGUCACCCCUUCCCUUAAUCCUUUGAUUUACACCUUGAGAAACAAGGAUGUGAAGCUGGCUCUGAGGAAAGUAUUAACUUAA
Molecule: messenger RNA, 930 nt
Organism: Cervus elaphus (red deer)
Lineage: Eukaryota; Metazoa; Chordata; Mammalia; Artiodactyla; Cervidae
Product: putative olfactory receptor 10D4
Exons: 1
Coding region: 22-930 (302 amino acids)
Biological process (GO): G protein-coupled receptor signaling pathway
Cellular component (GO): membrane
Molecular function (GO): olfactory receptor activity; G protein-coupled receptor activity
Source: RefSeq, a predicted model, not a curated record